Molecule: messenger RNA, 873 nt
Organism: Dromaius novaehollandiae (emu)
Lineage: Eukaryota; Metazoa; Chordata; Aves; Casuariiformes; Dromaiidae
Product: olfactory receptor 14A16-like
Exons: 2
Coding region: 1-873 (290 amino acids)
Biological process (GO): G protein-coupled receptor signaling pathway
Cellular component (GO): membrane
Molecular function (GO): odorant binding; G protein-coupled receptor activity; olfactory receptor activity
Source: RefSeq, a predicted model, not a curated record
AUGGCCAACGACAGCUCCUUCAAUGAGUUCCUGCGUCUGGAGUUUGCAGACACACGGAAGCUGCAGCUCUUCCACUUCCGCCUGUUCCUGGGCAUCUACCUGGCUGCCCUCCUGGGCAACAGCCUCAUCAUCACAGCCGACCUUGGCUCCAUCUCCACCACUGUCCCCAAAUCCAUGGCCGAUUCCCUGUGGGACACCAGGGCCAUUUCCUACUCAGGUUGUGCCACCCAGGUCUUUUUCUUUGUCUUCUUUAUGUCAGCAGCGUAUUCUCUUCUCACUGUCAUGGCCUACAAUCACUACAUUGCCAUCUGCAGACCCCUGCACUACAGGACCAUCAUGGGCAGCAGAGCUUGUGUCCAAAUGGCAGCAGCUGCCUGGGCCAGUGGUUUGCUCAAUGCUCUCCUGCAGACUGCUAACACAUUUUCCAUAUCUCUCUGCCAAGGCAAUGCCCUGGGCCAGUUCUUCUGUCAACUUGCCCAGCUCCUCAAGCUCUCCUGCUCAGAUGCCUACCUCAGGGAAGCUGGGUUUAUUGUGGUUAGUAUCUGUUUAAUCUUUGGGUGUUUCAUUUUCAUUUUGGUGUCCUAUGUGCAGAUCUUCAUAGUCGUGCUGAGGAUCCCCUCUGAGCAGGGCCAGCACAAAGCCUUUUCCAUGUGCCUCCCUCACAUGGCCGUGGUCUCCCUGUUUGUCAGUACUGGCAUGUUUGCCUACCUGAAGCCCCCCUCCAUGUCCUCCCCAGCUCUGGAUCUGGUGGUGGCUGUUCUGUAUGCGGUGGUGCCUCCAGCAGUGAACCCCCUCAUCUACAGCAUGAGGAACAAGGAGAUCAAGGAUGCACUGAGGAAACUGUUUCAAGCGGUAGUAGUUCAGCAGCAAUAA